AUGGGCUUCGCAAGCAGGGCCAAGCUUGUUUUGGUUGCGCUUGGCCAUCCUCUGAAGAACAUCCUCACGCAACCGUUGGUUAGCGGCCCUUUUCCUUAUCCACUCUUGCUUGUGGCUGUGAACCAGCUGUCCAAUGUUGUCUUGGGGGUCUGUGCCUGGAGCUGCGGGGGACUUCCUCUGACAGGCAAACCAUCGCCAAGAGACUACAUGAGAGUCUAUGGCCCUAUCGCUUUCCUCCGUUUCAGCUUCAACGCCUGCCGCACGAUCAGCUUGAUGUAUCUCACCCUCCCGAUGUUCGUCAUCGUUUCCUGUGUGAAGACGCCGUUGACCUACGUCGUCAGUACACUGCUGGGCAUGGACCACUGCAGCAUUCGGAUGUCGCUGGUCAUGUUGGGGAUAUGGCUUGCUACACUGUCAGCCGUUCUUUGUGGUCAUCAUGACUUUGAGAAGGCCACCGUUGCGCAGAUACCAGGCAUCUCUUUCUCUCUCGCGGCCGCGGUGUCGGAUGUUGCCUUAAACCUCCUCAUACAGAAAGCAGCCAAGGAUGUUCCUUCGUUGACUCUACUGGCGCGUACUACCCCGCUCUACACGUGCUUCGCCAUUGCGGGUGUGGGAAUCUUUGAAGCAAGCCAACUCCGGCAAGAUGCUGCCCUGCCCUUUCCCCCAUCUGCUUCUUGGGCCUACUGGCUCAUGGCCGGCACCUGCAUCCUCAGCCCCCUCCUGGGGUACGUGGACUGCGAGACCGUUGGGAACUUCGGUGCCGUGGGCUACGCCCUCGUGGCCCGGUUUCAUGGCGUCCUGAUGUUUGCGGUUGGGAUCUUCAUCUUCCGCCAGCCCUUCACCUGGGCGCAGGUGGUCAGCUACAUCGCUCUCAUGCUUCUUCUUGUGGCGGCUGCCAAGUGGAAAGCCGAUGCGAGAAGGCUGGCCAAGGGCUGCGAUGACUCCGCGAGUUCUGGGGAGUCGACCGGCUCGGAGCAACCGACCGCAAUCGGCUGUGCAAGCGACAGCGGAAGUGAGGCCAAGCACGACACCGAAGGCGACAGCCAGUGA
Symbiodinium natans is the source of this 1050-nucleotide messenger RNA. The record is from the annotation of a GenBank genome assembly. Lineage: Eukaryota; Dinophyceae; Suessiales; Symbiodiniaceae.